AUGACGAAUAUGGAGCCAAUCACAUACCCUUCGGAGGUAUUUUCGAGACUUGUGCCCGAUCUAUAUCUACACAGACAUCUCAACCAAGGAUUGCGACCAGCUACAAACCGAGCCUUCACACAACACCGAAAGAUCAACCACUUUUUGGGCGGUCUUAAGAAGCCCGUGGGAUCCGACGAAAAGUCUGCGUCUCUGGUUUGGGGCUCUUCGUUGAUCCAGGCCGAUGGAAUGAGUAUUGUGUGUGGUGUUACCGGAUCUGUGUCUGAGGAAGAGGGCGGAAUCUUUGUUAACGUCGAGGUUCUGCGAGGAGCAAACGGAAGCAGUGCAGCAAUGGGGGGGCCUCCCAGCGACGAGGAGCAGGUGGUGAGCCGAAAGACUACCGAUCUGCUCAAAAAGGGCAUUUUCUCCUGCAAGGCAAACAAACAAUUCUUCGAGCUCCAGAACUUUCUGAAGGAGGGACAGGAAGACGAGGCCGUGUUUGACGCUGGCCAGCACCAGAAGCGAUACCUGUGUUUGCAUGCCAAUGUGACUGUCCUGAGUCGUAACGGACCUGUGCAGGACUACGUAUGGGCUGCUGUUCUGGCUGCUCUGAAGGAUACAGAGAUUCCUCUGAUGGAGAUUGAUGAAGAUACCGGACGAAUCACUCUCACCCACGACUUUACCACAAUUCCGGUCGACGACCUUGACAUUCACAGCAGUCGGUCGUUCGGGUUCAUCAAACCCAAGCCAGAGACUGAUGCCUACGAAGACGACGAGAUGGACACCUCUGAAGAUGCUGCCAGUGUGCUGUUAGCAGAUGUCCAAGGAGAGGUUGAGCAGGCUGCCACUUCCAGCACCCGUGAGGGCUCUCGGCUGCAGAUUGUGCGUGGCCGGGAAGACACGCUUAUUGGAUUUUCUUUUGUGGGCAAGGGUACUGGAGUUGGACUCAACGAGAUUAAGAACGCGUUGGAUCUGUCGAAGCAAGAGUAG
Messenger RNA from Yarrowia lipolytica CLIB122, 969 nucleotides. RefSeq lists its product as uncharacterized. Gene Ontology annotation, cellular component: cytoplasmic exosome (RNase complex); nuclear exosome (RNase complex). Gene Ontology annotation, biological process: nuclear polyadenylation-dependent mRNA catabolic process; nuclear mRNA surveillance; nuclear polyadenylation-dependent rRNA catabolic process. Gene Ontology annotation, molecular function: mRNA 3'-UTR AU-rich region binding. The record is from RefSeq and is a predicted model, not a curated record. Lineage: Eukaryota; Fungi; Ascomycota; Dipodascomycetes; Dipodascales.